GCCUUAUGUAGAAUAUGAGAGAGAGAGAGCGAAAGUACUGAUUACAAAGGAUGACAGGGUUCAACACAACAUAUACUGAAAAAAUAUUUUACUGCAACAUGUAAAACCAGCAUGUACUUUUAGUUAGUACGUUCUCUUAGUUCUUGUCUGUGAACUCAUUCUCAUAGGUCUUUUGCUCUGUUUCACAAUUUACCCACAAUGCAUCACAUACUUGAUGCUUUGGAUCACGGUCAAUGUGUAUGAGCCCAACCAGUGGCUUGUGUCGUGACUGUGUGUGUGUGUGUGUGUGGCCAGAGGAAGUGCUCUUGCCUCACUGUGACAGUGCAUCAGUUGAGGGUGUGAACUGUGAAACUGUCCAUGAUUAGUAACAGUAUAUCAGUGUAGCUGACAUGCUCCCUCCGGCUUAUCUCCAACACACAGAGCCAAAGACCAUGUUCAACAAGGAUCCCCUGCUACUGGCCCUCCAAGCCUGACGACUCCACAGCACUCAGGAUCCCCCUGCUACUGGCCCUCCAAGCCUGACGACUCCACAGGACUCAGGAUCCCCCUGCUACUGGCCCUCCAAGCCUGACGACUCCACAGGACUCAGGAUCCCCCUGCUACUGGCCCUCCAAGCCUGACGACUCCACAGGACUCAGGAUCCCCCUGCUACUGGCCCUCCAAGCCUGACGACUCCACAGGACUCAGGAUCCCCCUGCUACUGGCCCUCCAAGCCUGACGACUCCACAGGACUCAGGAUCCCCUGCUACUGGCCCUCCAAGCCUGACGACUCCACAGGACUCAGGAUCCCCCUGCUACUGGCCCUCCAAGCCUGACGACUCCACAGGACUCAGGAUCCCCUGCUACUGGCCCUCCAAGCCUGACGACUCCACAGGACUCAGGAUCCCCCUGCUACUGGCCCUCCAAGCCUGACGACUCCACAGGAUUCAGGAGCAGCUAGAGCUUGACCCCAUUGGAGUGCCACUAUGGGGAAUGUGAUGAGGGGUGGGGAAAAUAGGAAUGAAACAAAUACAAACUGCCAUGACAGCGCACUAAAGGGAGAAGACGACACACUUGUCGUUCUCCAUGACUAUCCUUUUCCAGACAUCAGUGAGCCGAUCUUCAGGAUGGGAGAGAAGCUGAGGGUCUUGUCUCAGGAAGGUAACUGGUGGAGAGUCCGGUCUGGCCAAUCAGGAAGGGAGAACUACAUCCCUAAUAACUAUGUUGCCAAAGUCUACCAUGGAUGGUUGUUUGAGGGAGUGGAGAGGCAGAAGGCGGAGGAACUACUUCGUCUCCCUGAAAACAGAGUGGGAUCCUUCAUGAUCAGAGAGAGCACACAGCAGAAAGGUGUCUACUCCAUGUCUGUAAAGCACAGAUCCAUCAAGCACUAUAAAAUCUAUCGCUUGGAGAACAACGGCUGGUACUAUAUCUCUCCUCGUCUGACCUUCCAGUGCCUGGAAGAGAUGGUCAACCACUACUGUGACUCUGCAGAUGGGCUGUGCUGUGUUCUCACUGGCCCGUGUCUGUGUGGGACCGCCAACCUCCUCGACACCACCACUCAGCCACCCCCUGUAGUGAUGCGCCGCAAUAACUUUGACUGGAAGAAAGUAGACAGGAAAGAUCUGAUCAGUGCAGGGGCUCCCCAGGGGCAGCAGAACGGGGACACAAUGGUGAGCUAUGGAGUCAGGAACAGCAUCGCCUCUUACCUCUCUCUUGCUGGGGAUCAGGGCCCUAGACAGCAGCACAAGAACCACAAGAAGAAUAAAUCUGUCUAUGUCACCUCCCACAGUCUCAGCCAUAUGGACCUGGAGGAGGACUAUGAUACGUAGUGGCCUGCAUAGGCCAGUGGUUCUCAAACAUCUCUUUGGGGACCCCCAGACAUCCAUGUAUUUGAUCUAUUCCAGAGCUAGCACACUUGAUUCAACUUGUCAACUAAUCAACAUGUACUUGACUAGGUGAAUCACGUCAGCUAGUAAGGGCUAUAACAAAAUUGUGAAACGUCCGGGGGUCCCCAAGGAGAGGUUUGAGAAGAACUGGCCUAGGCUACCAGAUUCGGCAUGGGUUCGAAUCCAACCCACUGCCUUUCUGACUUGCUAUCUUUGUUGUCGUCUCUUCACUGUCCUAUCUCAAUAACAGAAAUGAAGCCCACAGAAAAUAAGUUUAAAAAAAGACUAUGAGACUUAGAGGAGCAACGGCUCAAGGACCCAGACUUUGACACAGAAAUUAGCACUUUGAACCAUGGAACUGGAUAAACUAAAAAAUGUUCUUCUGAUCUCGACACCCAGAACCAAAUCUUGCUUGUGCGCUGGCCAGAGUCUCUAUUUAAAUGUUAACCUCUGUUAUGAGAUACUAUGUUUUCCUCCAAUACACACACUGCUCCUUAUCUGAGCCUUUGGGAUUGAACUGAUAAGGAAUUGGAAGCUCAGUGGGAUAAAUCAACAGUGAAGUUGAAGUCCGUCCAGAGUCCAGAGCACUGACCGAGUGUCCUGCAAAAGUACAACACAUGUUAGCAUCAUGACAGUCGAUAUAAUAUUUGAAUGCUGUGUUGUGGGUGUUUGUGUGAAUGUGUAAUAUUCUGGGGAAAGAAAAAUGGAAGGAAAGGGGAAUACUUAGACAGCUGCACAACUGAAUGCAUUCAACUGAAAAUGUGUCUUCCACAUUUAACCCAACCCCUCUGAAUCAGAAAGGUGCGGGGGGCUGCCUUAAAAUGACGCCAUCGGCGCCCGGGGAGCAAUUGUUGUUAUUAUGGAUGUGUGUGUCUGUCGACGUGUGUAAAUGUCAAUGGUUACCAGCUUCAGAAGCUUUAGCCUAACCCCUUGCAAAGUGAUUUCUGUUGAGUACAUGUUCAUAUAAAUAAAAGUAAGGUAUUGUAUAAUCUCGGCAAACCAGAACCAAAUAUUGUGUGUGAUCUGACCAGCUCUUCUGCCACGACUCACGAGAGACUAGUGAGUACAUGCUGUUUCAAAUAGUUUCUGGAAGGGCUAUGGAGAGUUACGUCCAAAGAGCUAGAACUGCAUGCAGAUGAUAAAACAUCACAAAGAUGACUGCCCAGAACAAGUUGUCCUCUUGAAAGUAACCCAGGGCUUCAAGCCUGCACCAAAUUGAAUAGGAAUCAACAUAGCAUUCCCGAAUCCGAGAAAACAGCACAGUGAAAAGGUUCUGAUUUACCUCAGUCUGAGUCUCAGUGUAUUGUCUAGUGGGUUGUUGUUGUGGCUGAUUGUCUCUCCAAGGCCUCAUGGCGGCCAUAUGUGAUGCUGAUUAGUUUAUUGUUACUGUGAAAGCUGGUGUCUUAUCUUAGGAUGUGAACUAAUGAACUCUGUCUGAUGCAAUGAUAAUGCAAUAGAUCAAUUCCAAUGGUGUCAAUUGUGUUGUAAGGAAGUAAAGCAACAAUGUCCCAUAACUAAGACAUACAACCACAAUGGACUUAUCAUACCUCUGUCUUCACAACUUCCUCAUUCUCAGUUAAAGGGAUACUUCUGGAUUCUGGCAAUGAGGCCUUUUAUCUGUCCCCAGAGUCAGAUGAACUGGUUGAUACCAUUUUUAUAUCUCUGUGUGCAGUUUGAAGGAAGUGGCUGACUAGCACUUGCGCAAUUGCUACCUAGCAUUAGCAUAAUGACUGGAAGUCUAUGGUAUCUGCUAGCAUCUUAGCGGAUACCCAUAGACUUCCAGUCAUUGCACAUAACGCUAGUUAGCAGUGACUUGCAAAACUACCUAUAAUGUCCUUCAUACUGGACAUAAUGACAUAAAAAUGGUUUCCACCAUUUCAUCUGACUCUGGAGAAGUAGAUAAAAGGCCUCAUUGCCAAAAUCCUGAAGUAUCUCUUUAAUUAAUAACUUCUUACGGCUGAGAUCCCGUUAACGGGAUCGACUUGACAACAGCCAGUGAAAGUGCAGGGCGCCAAAUUCAAACAACAGAAAUCUCAUAAUUAAAAUUCCUCAAACAUACAAGUAUUUUACACCAUUUUAAAGAUAAACUUGUUGUUAAUCCCACCACAGUGUCCGAUUUCAAAAAGGCUUUACGACGAAAGCACACCAUCUGAUUAUGUUAGGUUAGUACCUAGUCACAGAAAAACACAGCCAUUUUUCCAGCCAAAGAGAGGAGUCACAAAAAGCAGAAAUAGAGUUAAAAUGAAUCACUAACAUUUGAUGAUCUUCAUCAGAUGACACUCAUAGGACUUCAUGUUACACAAUACAUGUAUGUGUAACACUCAUAGGACUUCAUGUUACACAAUACAUGUAUGUUUUGUUCGAUAAAGUUCAUAUUCAUUGUCACGUUCUGACCUUUAUUUUCCUUUGUUUUGUCUUUAGUUAGUAUGGUCAGGGCGUGAGUUGGGGUGGGCAGUUCUUGUUUUUGUCUGUUUCUAUGUGGGGUUUUCUAGUCUGGCCUGACAUGGUUCUCAAUCAGAGGGAGGUGUUUUGUGUUGUCUCUGAUUGGGAACCAUAUUUAGGUAGUCUGUUUUGUAUUGUGGGUUGUGGGUUAUUGUCUAUGUCAUUACGUAAGUUGCCUGUGUCUGCACUUGUUGUAGUAUAGCUUCACGUUCGUUCGUUUGUUGUUUUGUUAGUUUGUCAAGUGUUCUUCGUUUCGUCUUCGUUAAAUAAAUUCAAGAAUGUAUUCAAACCA
Salvelinus fontinalis (brook trout) is the source of this 4599-nucleotide messenger RNA. RefSeq names its product src-like-adapter. The transcript has 8 exons. The coding region runs from base 966 to 1808 and encodes 280 amino acids. Lineage: Eukaryota; Metazoa; Chordata; Actinopteri; Salmoniformes; Salmonidae. Gene Ontology annotation, molecular function: protein binding. The record is from RefSeq and is a predicted model, not a curated record.